Messenger RNA from Oncorhynchus masou masou (cherry salmon), 1430 nucleotides. It is a transcript of the gene cunh16orf89, whose product is annotated as chromosome unknown C16orf89 homolog. Lineage: Eukaryota; Metazoa; Chordata; Actinopteri; Salmoniformes; Salmonidae. Bases 235 to 1239 code for a protein of 334 amino acids. Gene Ontology annotation, cellular component: cytosol; membrane. The record is from RefSeq and is a predicted model, not a curated record. The transcript is spliced from 7 exons.
CAAAUUCCUUGAAGAAACCAUUUCGAUAUGGACGAAAGGCAACUAGCACACAUUGCAUUAGCCUAAUUUAAUAAAACGGAAUUUCCAGCUUCUCAAUCGAUCGAGCCACGUGACAGCUCGUUUUCGCCAAACAAGCACAUCACUCUUGCAAAUCAGGUGUAUGCGCUGCGUCAACCGUCUGGGGUUUAGCCUUGGGCGGCUAUUGCUCGACUUUUAGUAGCCUUAUAUCAGAACAUGGCUCGGUUUGUAGUUGAGGUGUUUUUUGUCCUUGUUUUCUCCGCCACCAAUGCGGCGCAGGAGGAGGUCAUUGAUGUGAUUCUAGCCAGCCUCGCCAAAAGCGCAUCGUUCCUGGAGCAAGAGCACGGUAACAUCAACCUAGACGGAGUGGUCGGGUACAUCAUCCUGCAGGCGGAGUUGAAGGAAGCAGUGAGGACUUGGCCCCACACUGACCCUCUGAGCUGGUCUCAGCGCACCGCUACGGUAACCCUGGUCAGGAGGUUGGACCAGAGCCUGGCUAAGGCUGUCACCGAGCUGGAGAAGACUGACCCCAAAUACUACAGAGAGUUUGAGCCUCUGUUGAGCUGGACCUUCUGGUCAGUACCUCAUGAGUGGAGCUCCACAGAUCCCUCUCUGGCCUACUCCUCCGGUCGAACCAUGGAGUGUUACGAUGAGACGCAGAGCGACAAGUGUAUGACCCUGCUACUGGGAACAUGGAAGAACAACGGGACUCCUUGCAUCGUGACCAAGUCAUGUCGUGACACAAUGACGAGGUUUGGAUGUCCUAACUACUCCCUCUCUCACCAGCUGCUCUACUUCAUGCUGGGAGCCAAUAGAGGUUGUUCUGCCAUGUUGAAGGGGGACAUGCGUACGUCGCGUGCUAACCUAACAGAGAGACAGUACCAGGGGAUAUUCUGCUCCAACAUGCUGAAGGGAAACAUGGACAUUAUACAGAACAACUUCACCGGGGAGACCCAGGACAUCUUCAUCGAAAACAUACUGCUGUGUGGAUUGGCUGGUUUCUCUGACUUUCUCAAAGUUGAUUGGCUGCAGCACAUUCUGAGACUGCAGGAUCAGGAAGUGGGAUGUUUUACACAGCCUCACAGAAGAGUGAAGAGGAGAGAGAGAAUGUUGAAGGAUGGUUGUUCCAGUCACAUGACAGGCGUGUCAGUGAGCGCUCUGGGAGGAUACCUCAACUACUACCUGACAGAGCAGGACAUCACCAAGAGACCACUCACCUGAAUGUCAACCACCCUUCACCUGGCUGUGUGACCCUUCACCUGGCUGUGUGACCCUUCACCUGGCUGUGUGACCCUUCACCUGGAUGUGUGACCCUUCACCUGGCUGUGUGACCCUUCACCUGGCUGUGUGACCCUUCACCUGGCUGUGUGACCCUUCACCUGGCUGUGUGACCCUUCACCUGGAUGUGUGAC